This is a messenger RNA of Aspergillus wentii DTO 134E9, 213 nucleotides long. RefSeq lists its product as uncharacterized. The record is from RefSeq and is a predicted model, not a curated record. Lineage: Eukaryota; Fungi; Ascomycota; Eurotiomycetes; Eurotiales; Aspergillaceae. The coding region runs from base 1 to 213 and encodes 70 amino acids. The transcript has 4 exons. Gene Ontology annotation, biological process: vacuole fusion, non-autophagic. Gene Ontology annotation, molecular function: endopeptidase inhibitor activity.
AUGCCUCUGUUCAAUGUCACCUUGAAGAAGGACUCUCCUCACGAGGAGCUCAGCAAAGCCAAGGAGGAAGUCCAGAAGCAGGGUGGAACUAUCCAGCACGAGUACAGCCUUAUCAAGGGCUUCACUGUUGAAUACCCACCUGACCAUGUCAACAUCCUCGAGUCCUCCGACCACAUCCACGUCGAACGUGAUGGCGAAGUCAGGACCCAAUAA